AAUAACAGACUACAAAGGGAAACCUGUCUUUAAUUUAGAUUUAACAUAAAUUGUGAAUUCAUAAGAGCACACGAUCAAUUCGUUUUAAUCAAUCCAAUUAUAAGGAACAAUGAAAAGAAAAGCAAUAUGACUGUUACUACACCAUGAAUACAUUUAUAUUAAAUAAAUUAAAAGAACAAUGGUUUUACCCCAGCGAAGAUUUAAAGGAAUCUAUACAAUUUAUAAGAUUGCUAUAGUAAAUUGACCAAAUGAUUGUAAAUAAUAAAACAAUAACUCGGCGUCAAGUGCUAUCUCCGCCUACAGCGCCCACUAUACUUAUUAUGUGAUUAUUGUGAGUGGUCAAGAUUAUCGAGAUGUCUGGGGAGGGCGAACGCGCUUCUCGCCCAAAUUCCUUGUUACUGGAAACGCCUGGACCGGAACGCGAACCGCUUCGAUUCGAUGUACAGCUCGUGGGAGCGCCUCCAGAAGUUGAGCAGCUAGUUAAUAACAUCAAACAAGUUUCAGAAGACUUUCUCUAUCACUGGAAAACUUUUCCAAUUGUUUUACCACCAUCAAGAUUCACUGGCCCAGACAAUCGACCAUCGGAUAUUAUAAUUGCACCUCCCUGUGAUGAGUUGGAUGCCGCAGCACUUGAUGCUGGCAUUGAACCACAUCCCUUGACACCAAAACAACUACAUGCAAUCAGAGAAAAAGGUGAGUUCGAAGUACCAUCGCGUCACUUCCCCGGCCAGACCCACGUGUGGAGAGUGGCGGGAUGGCUCCAAAGAGGCCGUGCUCGUGCUAAGGAGGAACUCUACUGUCAUGUCGCAAGAGCGGUGGCACUUAUCGUGGUCGUAUCAAGAGACAGACUGCUGAGAGACGAGCCGCUAUCUUUGAUAGCCGGUGGUAAAGCCUUCAUGGAAGGAUUACAACGAUUAAUCGAUCUAAUAUUUGGUCUGCCGUCUUUGGAGGCUCGCGAUCUUGAAAAGAAAAUACGCGAGGAAAGAUCACGUUAUUUGGUAGCUGAGUUAAUAUGUAAGAACGAAAACCAAGAGGACAUAGCAGCUUUAGCGGCGUGGGUGUCGCGGGCCAUGAGAAGGGCGGCUUCUGAGAAGACGGACGGUCGGGAACCGCGGGCCAUACCACGUGUACCUUACAUAUAUACGACACCGCAGAGGACACAGGUCGAUCUCCGUCUAUACAAACGUGAUCUCCUCCGUCGCGCCGCGUCCUCCCUACAGACCAUACUAGAACGGGAGUCGAGAGGAUGGUUCUUACACUUCCGUGAACGUAAAGCAGCUCUGCUCGCCAGUCAGAAGAUGCCCAUAAAGGAUAUUGAGGAGGAGGUGAGCACGGCGGCCAUGAAGGAGUACGUUAGUCGUGUGUGUAAUGCUGUGCUCAGCUGCGAACAAUUGGCGGCCCUUGGACCUCUGGUGCCCGAAUUACUCGCAGCACAAUUAAAAGCCGCUGUUAUUGUUAACAGAGCAGAAGAAGGAGUACGUCGCAAGCUGGAGGCCGGCCUGUCUAGUGCCGAGGCUCGCAUCAUAGCGGCACAUCCCAUACUGUCACGUGCCGACACUUGGAAGAAGGAGAAGCUAGCGGCCGCCGCCCACGGACUAAGGAACGAACUGCGCUGGACGGCGAUGGAAGACGCGGCAAAUGCUAUGCAGGUCCACAAACUGCAUCAGCACAGAUAUUUCCUGCUGAGGGACUUGGCUUUCCUCAAGGACAGGGAACCAUUGCUUAUGAAGGAGCUUCGUGCAGCUAAAACUCCUACUCGAGAGUUCACCUGGGCUACCCGUAUCUGGUUUCCGGAUAACUGGACCAUCAUACGUCACUUCCGGGGUCGAUCAGAGCGGAUACCAACCGUCAUCAGUGGCAGAGCUACCAACAUAGUGACCCCCCGGUCGGACCCGUCCCAGCCUGUAUUCCUCGCUGAUCGCGAGAAAAUACGGACUACUACAACAAGGUGGCCAUUUUGGAGAUUGCUCAAUCUUGCUCACAGGAGCUGGUGUUGGACGUGGAACAUGAUGUUUGUGCUGGGAGUGCUAAUCCCUUGGUGUUCUCCGCUGUCUCUACGGACGCUGCUCUGUGUCAAACCCUUUGUACCGGAUCUAGAGCUGUCUCAGGUAAACGGAACGCUGUUCCCGAAACGUAGCAGUGAAACACAGACCAUGUGGUCGCAACUGCUCAAACUGUGGCGACACGUGUCCAAAGAGAGGACACGCUUUGAGACGGAACCUGAUACGGGACUUCUGGGUAAAGGUAUGAGCAGACAGGCGAAUCGCAUAUGGAACUACGGUGUGAUAGGCGGCUGUGGAUCUCUGGCGCUGCUACUGCUGUUCCCGUUGGUGUCACUGGCGGCCAGCUUACUCUCACUGGCUGUAGCGGCCAGUGUGCCAGUGUGGAUGCCACCGCUGGCCGUGGCAUUACACGCUGUCAAUGCGCUGGUGUUCGAUCUAGAUUGUCCUGAUCCACCGCGGCUUAAUCGUUGGUUCGUGCUGUUCGAGGUGUUGAUAUGGCGUAUUGGGUUGCUGGGUGUGCUGCAGCCGAUUGUGGCGUUUAUUGUGGCUGUCUUCGUGUGUCCGCUGACAGCUCUCAUUAUGCUAGUCUUGUGUGUCAGCUGGUGGUGUUUGCGCGGCGUGUGGGAGGCGGUGUCGUGGCGCGUGUUGUUGGUGCGAGGCGCCCGGGUCCCGGCUCACGACUCGCGGUUCUGUCGCAGAGUCGCCGGACCAGCUCUGCUCACACACGCCUCCUAUCAGAUCACGGCCGCCCAGGCGUUGGCCGCGGUGUGUGCUCGAGGCGAGCUUGAAUCCCUCGCCACGUGGGCGACUGAAGUAGAGGCCGCCAUAGAACGGCCGCUCAGAGACUACGCUCACUUCGUAGACGCCUGCUUCGGACCAUUCUCAGUACAGAUAGCUAAAACGGGUGCUUACAAACAACUUGAAAAGGAAUGCAGUGAACUAGUUUGGUCUUUGAGAGAGAAAGUGGCGACGAGGAAACGCGAACUGUCCCUGGGUCUGAGUGACGCAGCCAGGGCCAGGGUACGGAUGCAGGCGCAGGAUUUGAGGAAAGCUGUCCAUCUAUCAGCGGUGGAACUGUCCCGGGUGUGGGGGGAGGCGGCCUCGAGGAGCGACGACUGGUGGACGGCGCGGGGACUUGAACCCGCGGACUGGCACGCACUCGCCGCCAACAUGCUCGUUGAGGUAUUCGAUGCGGAGAUUCUAGUCGCGUUGGAGGAGGGCGAAGCCCGAGUGUCACUGGAGGCAGGGCCGGGGGCUGCGAGGUGGGGCCGAACCGCACGCGACCACGCACCGCCUGACGUGCUGGCUGAGAGAGACGACUGGGGACCGGCGCCCGGUGUGUGGGGUGAGUGGUCGGGUACUCCGGCCCCCCGGGUGCCUCCGCCCUCGCUGGAGGUGUCCGCGUUCAGUCCCCGGACCCCCGCGCUACCCCCCCUGCCGCCGCCCGCUGCCGUCGCCUUAGUACUGCAUAACAGGGAAUCGGACAAUCCUAUACAAUUGGAUUCAGAGCUCUGUACUGAAAUACUGAAGACUCUAGAAGAUGCGCCCGACUGUGACGACAGACGAGAUGACGUGGAACGUUAUCGAGGCGGUGGCAGCGAGGUCACCAGCGACUCCAGCGGCUCCGACACACCGGACGACGACGGACGGCAAGAACACGCCCCCGAAUGCAGAAUAUCACCGGCCACAGAGCGCGCGGCCUGCAGAUGGACUCUCACAGGGAGAGGAGUCCGUCUGAGGGCAGACCUGGCAAGCCCCGAGGACGUGACCCUGGACACGGACAGGCAUGUCGGAACAUCCGUUUGAACCUUAUUAUAUAACACAUAAGUUCGAAUUUCCUUUGAAUUCAACAUUACAAGAUGAAAAAUUAAUUUUGAUUUCUAAUUCACACACAAUAAGGUCGACUUUAAUUUUUAUUUCAAAUUGAGUCAGUCUUAAAACAAAUAAAAUAUGUAUUAUUCAUUCUAAUAAUAAUAAAAUUAAAUCUCCUCCUAUAUGGACUUCAUCUCACAUGGGACGAAGUCGGUUUUUAUUUGAAUUCUGUAACUCGGAGUCUUUAUACCAAUUUCAAUUCUGCUAUUAUUGCAGUAGAGUUCAAAAUCAAUAACAAAUAAUAAUAAGUCACUUUAUAACCGACUUUAAAUAAUAAUUGUAAGUCGAAAAUAAUAUAGCGCUAGUACAGUACCGGCGAAAUAUAUGGGCUCUCUCCAUAGACGUUAAGAGUAACUAACACAAACGCUUAGCCUUAUUUACUUUAAGCUUUACUAGAUAAUAAUUUGACGUAGAUAUAUACAAUAACACGACCAGAAAUUAUCUAUAUCAGAAUGUUUUAUCUGUAAGAUGUAAGCCUCAUCUAUAUAUAGCUUUAAUGUAAUUAUAUAAGAGAAUUAUAUCGACUCAUUGUGUACACGGAAUGUACUGGAUCUGUCAACCAAAGCUUAGUUAAUUGUUUAUUUAUAAUACUCUUGUUUUUAUCAAAGCGGUCAUGACGUGGAACGAAGAGAAACCUUCAAGAUGUAUUGUAUGUAUUAUUGACAUGAUUAUAAUAGUUUUAUCAGUAAAUGUUUACCCUUUAAUAUGUUCAUUAUUAUACAGCGUGUUCAUUUCUGUUUAAACUUUUUAUCAAUUUGUUCGUAUUCAGUGCACGUGAUGACAACAUUUCGUUGUUUCUCGUUCGUAUAUCAUUAAAUAUAUUUGUAUUACAGACAUAAAACAAAUUUAUGAAUCUCUUGUUUUUAAAAUUAUAUUUAAUUUGUAUAGUAUUUUUUUUUUUAUAUUUUUUAUUUUAUUAUUUAGGGAAUUUUAUAUACCAACCCCAUCGCUUUUGUAGUGUAAUAAAAUUUAUAUUAUUAUUUUUAUUUCAAAUAAUUUCUCAAAAUUGAACUGUCAACGUGACAAGUGACAUUUUUUUGACAACUAAAUGUGCAUUUAUAUAGUUCUAUUUAUUUAUAGUCUACAUCAUUAAGUCUCCAUUCAUUAUAGUAAGCUCUUGUAUUUAUAUUUAGUUAUUAAAAAAAUGUUUUUAUGCAUUUGAUUACACUCUCUAGAUAAUAUGUUAAUGAAUUAUAUCAUAUAAGAAGCAAUAAUCGCACAUUUUAGAUAGUAACGAACCGUUUGUCCGUCAUUGUAUUUAUAAAUAUUGUAUUUUAUAUGUGUAAUAUUUUUUUUUUAGACUAAAACACCGAUACAACGACAAAAUAUGUUUAUUCCUAUAACCACCGAUAAUAAAAUGCUUGAGAUUUAAA
Molecule: messenger RNA, 5248 nt
Organism: Danaus plexippus (monarch butterfly)
Lineage: Eukaryota; Metazoa; Arthropoda; Insecta; Lepidoptera; Nymphalidae
Exons: 22
Coding region: 354-3809 (1151 amino acids)
Source: RefSeq, a predicted model, not a curated record